Phragmites australis (common reed) is the source of this 1265-nucleotide messenger RNA. RefSeq names its product protein trichome birefringence-like 20. The record is from RefSeq and is a predicted model, not a curated record. NCBI's taxonomy places the organism in Eukaryota, Viridiplantae, Streptophyta, Magnoliopsida, Poales, Poaceae. Gene Ontology annotation, cellular component: Golgi apparatus. The transcript is spliced from 2 exons. Bases 30 to 1265 code for a protein of 411 amino acids. Gene Ontology annotation, molecular function: O-acetyltransferase activity.
ACUGCGUGCUUACUCACUCACUUUCCAAGAUGAAGCCUAACAACAGCAGCCAGCCCCAGGGCGUCCGGAGAGCAGCUUCCACCACGGGCCUGAUCGUCAUCCUGCUGCUAGUCGCCUUCACCGCGUCCAACUACUCGUCGCUCAACACCGACCGGUUCACCGACGUGCCCACUUCCGCGUCGCACGUGACGUCGACGGCGACAUCGUCGUCCCUGGCAAGGAGCAAGUGCGACGUUGCGAAGGGGGAGUGGGUGCCCGACCCGGCCGCGCCCUACUACACCAACGCGACGUGCCCGCUCAUCGACAGCCGCCAGGACUGCAUGAAGUACGGCAAGCCGGGGCUGGAGUCCAUCCUCCGGUGGCGGUGGCAGCCCCACGGCUGCGACCGGCCCCGCUUCGACCCGGCCGCCUUCCUCCGCCUAGUGCGCCACAAGUCCAUGGCCUUCAUCGGCGACUCUGUCGCACGCAACCACAUGCAGUCGCUCAUGUGCCUCCUCUCCAAGGUGGAGCACCCUCAGGAGAUUCAGCCCAAGGACUGCAUCCACUGCACGCGGAGAUACUACUACCGCGAGCACAACUUCACCGUGACCGUGUUCUGGACGCCGUUCCUGGUCCGGUGGAACCUCACGAACGACGGGGGGCAGCAGUUCAUGGACCCGCACAACGUGUACCUCGACGAGGCCGACCCGGAGUGGGCGCGCGACGUCGCGGGCUACGACUACGUCGUCCUCAACGGCGCCAAGUGGUUCACCCGCCCCGUCGUGCUCCACGAGCGCGGCCGCGUUGUCGGCUGCAGCGACUGCGGCGAUCCCAACGCCACGUACGUGCCGCCACACUACGCCGUGCGCGCGUCGUUCCGGACCGCGCUCCGGGCGCUGCGCGGCCUCCCGGGCUUCCGCGGCAGGGUGGUCGUCCGGACGGUGGCGCCCCCGCACUACGAGAACGGCAAGUGGUAUGACGGCGGGAACUGCCUCCGGACGCGGCCCCUGCGGAGCAACGUGACGAGCCUCCCCCAGACGGAGGCCGCGUUCCACGCCGCGCAGGUCGAGGAGUUCCGCGCCGCGGCUCGCGGCUCGGAGGCGGGGCAGUUCAUGCUGCUGGACGUCAGCGAGAUGAUGCAGAUGAGGGGCGACGGGCACCCCGGCCAGUACGGGCAUUGGCCGCACGAGAAGGUUGGCUUCGGCAUCGACUGUGUUCACUGGUGCUUGCCAGGGCCCAUUGAUGCUUGGAGCGAGUUGUUGCUCCAUUUGCUCACUAAUGGUUAA